GUACGCCAGCAGCAAGGGGCCCAUGGGGCAUCCUCCUCCCAGCCCGAUAACUUGCCACGUGUCUCCCAACGUUCAAAACUCUCCAAUGUGUACAUCCCUUUCUCCAUCCCAUGGGCCUGCCAUCUCUUAAUUGCCUCCCCUCUUGCCUCCCAACCACACCGCCCCCCCUUCUCUCUCUGUCUCUCUCUCUCUCACCCUGUCUCUAAUACAUCGCUGACGCCUUCCAUCCCCCUCCCUAUCUUUCCCCCGGGUUAUCAGAGUAUCCCGAUAAUCUUAGAAUGUCUGUGAGCUACAAAUAUUGGGAUGAUUGUGUGGAGCCGGAGGAUAUGAAAUCAUUGUGGAUGGAUGCUGAGGUGAGAAAAGAAUGGGAUGAUGUUGGAGAAAUGAUGGGACAGAAAGUUCACCUCUCACGAGAUCCAGAUGGUGAACCUUAUAUCACGCAAGUGGAAAUGAAGGAUGUGAUUUGUGCUAUUGCUGAAAUUUCAAGUGGCAGACAAAUUGUUGCACAGCAGUAUGAUCAGAAGAAUAGGGAGAUGAGGAUUGGGAUCAUGCAGAUAGCACCAGAAAUUGCAGAAUGGCUAGUAAGGGAAAUGGGCUACAGGAAUUAUAAUAUAGAGGGAAACCCAACUCUGCUCUUCAGGCCUUUUGUAAAUGUAUACUUCGGUGCAGCUUAUAUAAAGUGGCUGUCCUGUUGUGAUGGGAAGGAAAGAAGUGAAGAAUUUGUUGUUAGAGCUUACCAAGGGGGCAUAAAGAAGGCAACUCACAAGUCUACAAGGGACUACUUCCAACGUUAUCUAUCUGUCAAACAGAGUUUGACACCCAUAAGAGAACAAGGAACGUAUGAUAACAAUUCCUUUUCUCUGCAGGGUUUGAGUACUCGUACAAAGGCAGGUGAAGAAUGGAAUUAUUGGGACUCAAGAGUAUCUCCUCCGGACAUGGAAGAAUUGUGGAAUAAUCCCGAUGUUCUAAAGGAGUGGACAAAAUCCGGUGAGAGGCGUGGAAGAGUACGUUUUUCACAUAACAAGGAAAAUAAACCGUAUCUUUCUCGAGUUGAGGUGAAGGCAGUAGCACAAAUCAUCAUUUCACGAUACUUCAGUUCAAGAGGAGUACAAUCUACAGCUUUAGCUGCCCUUGCUGAGGUAGUUAGCAUGCGUUUUGUGAAUGGUGUACGUGCACGCACAGGGUUAAUGGGAAUUGACUAUCCUACUGCUGCUUGGCUAUACAAGGAUCUUGGCUGUAGGGCGUAUGAAGUCAAGUCUGUGGAUGAUCUAUACAAUCCAUUUGUGUCUAUGUACUUUGGUGCAGCUUACCUGUCCUGGUUGUCAGAAUAUGAAGGGAGGCAAAGAAGUCACGAAUUUAUUAUUCAAGCUUAUCUGGGAGGUCCGGAGAAUGUUAAUCUUCAGGAAACGGGCCCAUUUUGGAACAAGUUUCUGGAGGCCUUAAGCUACUAUGAAGAUUCAAAAAGGGAUUCAGGGAGUUGCUCCAUUUUAUGAGACAUCUGGUUUUUGUUUUACUGUAAAUUGGGCAGAGAGUGUGUGACUUAGUUAUGCUUACCAGCUAAUGCAGUUCUUAUUAUCCCUUGUUGCUGAUAUAAUUGACCGGGUAGAGUCUUUAUUUUCCUUUUCUGCCUCUCAUAUGUUGUAAAGUGUUGUAUAACAUAAUCAAUGUGAUAUUUUUCUCAAGACAUACAUUGAAGGGUAGAGAAAAUAUAAUGCAUAUGAAUCUUCUGUG
Molecule: messenger RNA, 1731 nt
Organism: Elaeis guineensis (African oil palm)
Lineage: Eukaryota; Viridiplantae; Streptophyta; Magnoliopsida; Arecales; Arecaceae
Source: RefSeq, a predicted model, not a curated record